This is a messenger RNA of Limanda limanda (common dab), 2405 nucleotides long. Its product is annotated as receptor activity-modifying protein 1-like. The transcript is spliced from 3 exons. The record is from RefSeq and is a predicted model, not a curated record. NCBI's taxonomy places the organism in Eukaryota, Metazoa, Chordata, Actinopteri, Pleuronectiformes, Pleuronectidae. The coding region runs from base 303 to 755 and encodes 150 amino acids. Gene Ontology annotation, molecular function: coreceptor activity. Gene Ontology annotation, cellular component: membrane; signaling receptor complex; cell surface. Gene Ontology annotation, biological process: regulation of G protein-coupled receptor signaling pathway; intracellular protein transport; cellular response to hormone stimulus.
GCGCACUCCGGAUUCCUCCCGACCUCAGGACGCUCCUCCUCACACAGAUGGAUGCAGCUGUACCUCCGAACAUGCUCCUGACUUCCUGAGGAGCAGCAUGAGUAAAGGACGAGCAGCUUUACGCACGGUGUAGGAGCAGCAGAAGCCUUUGGGCUCUUUGACGGGACAACUGGCAUUACGUGGAUUUCUUCACCUGUAACCCACUUAUAGUGAUGCCUCCCACUCACUUUGAGCUCCACUAAGUUGCUCUCCCCCUUUCUCACCCCUCUCCCAAACUUCAGUCAGCGGAGCGUUCUGACAGGAUGGGACCGCAGACCAGGACAGCUCUGUGCAAACACACGCUUCUGUGGUUCGUUGUAGCAGCCUCUCAGUGUGUGUCGUCGCAAGGAUGCGGACCCCACUACGAGUACGCCAUCGAGGAGUUCUGCCUCGCCAAGUUCAGGUUGGAUAUGCAGGAACUGGAUCAGGGACACUGGUGCAGCUGGGAGGACACAGUCGAGCUGUACGGUGACCUGACCAACUGCACCUUCCUGGUGGCGCUGAAGAUGGACUGCUUCUGGCCCAACCGCCUGGUGGACGAGUUCUUCAUCCGGGUGCACAAGCACUACUUCCACGACUGCUCGCUCUCGGGACGGCUCCUCAGGGACCCGCCCAACCGCAUCCUGGGACCCUUCAUCGUGGUGCCCAUCUUGGUCACGCUGCUCAUGACGGGCCUGGUGGUGUGGAGGAGCAAACGCAGUGAGGGGAUUAUGUAGUGAACAGAGUGAUGCUGGGUGGGUGUGGGGGCCACAUGACUCAAGACAAGAGGUACUUUUUUUCCACCAUUCCCACCUGCAGUGACCAAAGGAUGUGGUAAUGUGUGGAAAACAGGUUUUCGAUAUAGGACUAGGAUAACUACAAGAUGGACGUGCAGUUUGGAGCAAGAUGAAAUCGUUUUAAAUUCAGGUCCUGCCUCAGCGCUUCAACACAUCUUCACUGAUAUGAAGCCUGAGCGGCUCAAAUUAUUUAAUUUCUAUCGACAAGGAGCUGAACCACUCUCCUGAAUCUAAUCUGGACCAGAGCACUGGUGGAGAGAUUCUCUAAUAUAAGAAGAAAAAUAAACUUUAUUGAGAGAAACUGCCUCAAAGAUUUUUGGGGAUGUGAUGGUGAUAUGACAAAACACACAGGGAGAUAACCAUCACCUACAUCAGCAAACAGGAGGAAAUGCAGAACUGUCCAGGAGAUCAGUUUCACACUCUGACCAGGACUCAACAAGACACUUACUCUGACCUCUUCUCUGGAACACAGGGACAUCAGAUUGUGUAUAUAUGUAUACGUUCACUGUAAAUGUAAAUAAAUCUGUCAGCUGAUAAUCAGAAUGUCUUUGAAACACAAUCAAGACGACAAACCGUUCUCCAUCUAAUUCAUUUCUCUCUUUCUGUGUGAUGUUUGGAUACAUUUAUUUUAAAAAGACGUGUAUUGGAUUUGAAUUAUAUUCCUAUAUUAUAUAAUCAUUCAGAUGGUUCACUGUGGAAGAAGAAAUGGUUUUCAUCUCCUCUGCUCAUAUCAAGCACCCUUGGUCUCAUCUCUCAGCCUGCAGCUCUCUCUCUCCCCUGAAGGAAACGCAGAGAGGCUCUUCCCCAGCUUCUGCUUCACGGAACCGGCUGAACAAAAGACAGAAAAUAACAACGUCAGACACCGAUGAUUGGUAGAAGCUGUGUUCCGGAGACAGGCACGGGGAGAAAGUCACCCCGGAGGGGUCACGGCCCCAAUUUGGUCCGGCAGUUAUGAUGUUGUGUUGUGCAGUUUCCAUCCGUCCAUCACCAAGGAAACUAAGAUGGAGAAACGCCAACCUAUAGAAACUAGACAUUAAUCCUCUGUCAUGGAUUUGUUUACCAUACAGAAAUAAAAUAAUCGCCCGAAAAAAUAACCAGAUUGAUUUGAAUAUAAGAGAACAAACAGUCAGAAACUCACAGUGGGAAAAACGACAUUCUCGUCUUCAGAAAGGAGAUCAAACACACAACACAUGAAGUCAGCCAACGCACAUCGCUGCAGAGCGCUGCCAUCGCCUCUAGCAGAGCUCGUGUAUCAUAGACCUGAGGUUUCUAUUGAUUUAUGAUCUCCCUGUGUGGUAAAGUGUGCUGCGUGAACUGUUCCCUCAUUGAUAUUUUUUAAUGCUCUCUCCCCUUUAUGGAUGCAUUGACCUAUAACCUGCCUGUCAGCGGAACACACUUUCAAACACACACCCACACUUCCCCAGCAGGAUCUUACUUUGUACUUUGUGCCAAAAGCUCUUUGAAAACAGCAGGAAACGUUGGCUUUGAAAGGUUGAAUUCCCUUAUUUUUUGAUUUUGCUGGGGUUACUUCUAAUGAUUGAUUUUAAAAAUCUAUGAUAAUGGAGUUCAAUAAAAUGUCUGAUUAAUGUG